Messenger RNA from Candidula unifasciata, 926 nucleotides. The record is from the annotation of a GenBank genome assembly. Lineage: Eukaryota; Metazoa; Mollusca; Gastropoda; Stylommatophora; Geomitridae.
UUUCAUCACAGUAUAACCAUGGCUGCCACAUAAACAGUGGGUCAGACUAUGUCAGGGACCUUGUCAAGAAGUGGACCACGGAGUUCUCUUUACAUGAUAUCUCAGAACCAGAUGUCAGUGCAGAAAUAAUCAUUGCUCACGUACUUGGCCAUAAAACGCUACACCGUGUUGACCAACAUACAACACUUACAUCAUCGGAAGUCAGUCAAGUAAACAGGCUCUGUCGACUGCGGCUAGCAAGAAUGCCAGUACAAUAUAUUAUAGGAGAAUGGGAUUUUCAUGCUCUCACUUUGAAAAUGAAGUCACCAGUUCUUAUUCCUAGACCUGAGACUGAGGAACUAGCAAGCUUGUGUGUGGCCACUUUAAAUCAGAGUGAACAUUUGUUGAAUUCACAUUUUCUGGAGAUUGGUGUGGGCACUGGUGCCGUUUCCAUAUAUUUACUCAAGAUGCUUAAACAGUUGCAAGGCAUUGCUUUAGACAUCUCCCCGCACGCCUGUCAACUGACUUCAGAGAAUGCAGAAAAUGUUGGUGUCCUUGGUCGAUUGCAAGUGAUUAAAGGAGAUUUUAAUAACAGUAUUGUUUUUCAGCAGCUGAAGAAGCUUGGGCCCUAUUCUCUUAUUGUCAGUAACCCACCAUAUGUUCCAAGUGAUGAAAUGACAAAUCUGCAGCCAGAAAUAAUACGGUAUGAAGACCAUGGAGCUUUAGAUGGGGGCCCUGAAGGCAUGAAUCUCAUUAGGCAGAUUGUUUUGAAUGCUGGAGAUUUGUUGGAUAAAAGAGGCCACAUGUGGUUAGAGGUAGCUCCUCAUCACUCACUGUGUAUCCAGAACGUUCUCGAAGAAAGUGAACACAGCAGAACACUGACCCUUGUGGAAACUGUGAAGGAUGUGUUUGGAAAAAACAGGUUUUGCCAUCUUCAGAAGUGUUAA